Poeciliopsis prolifica (blackstripe livebearer) is the source of this 2877-nucleotide messenger RNA. It is a transcript of the gene col26a1, whose product is annotated as collagen alpha-1(XXVI) chain. The transcript is spliced from 14 exons. Bases 142 to 1416 code for a protein of 424 amino acids. Gene Ontology annotation, molecular function: protein binding. The record is from RefSeq and is a predicted model, not a curated record. Lineage: Eukaryota; Metazoa; Chordata; Actinopteri; Cyprinodontiformes; Poeciliidae.
GGUAAACUCCUUCUGAUGGUUUCAUCGGGAGCUCUGUAGGGGUUUCCUGUUUCCAUUUCAAAACUGUAACGGGAUUCGCUUGAAAAGCGCAGUGCUGUUUCUGCGGGAUAUCUCCGUCGGGGAUCAUUUCAAAGAAAGAAGAUGGCUCUGGGUUACCUCUGCGCGCUCUGCGUGUGGAUGGGCUUGUUGCCUCCCUCACUUGGAACCGGGUUUGUUUAUCGCUUCCCGGGGAUCACCCUGCAGCGGCAGCGCGUCCACUCCGAACAGGGCAGCAGCGCGGGUCCGCCGGGAGCCGCGUCCUCGCUUAGGAACUGGUGUCAGUACACUGCUUCCAGGACAGUGCCCUGCAAAGUGCACAAUGGGACUGAAACCUCAGUGCAGAGGGUGAUGCAGGCCUGCCGGUGGCCCGGACCCUGCAGCAAAGUCAUCAGCUACAGAACUGUCAUCAAGCCGUCGUUUAAGAUCACGUACAAGCAAAUCACGGCUCUGGAGUGGAGGUGCUGCCCUGGAUUUGUGGGGGCCGAGUGUCGCGAAGAAUGCAUGAACUGCACCAGCUUCAGCAACAUGAACAGCAGAAUAAACGCCGUCGAAUCAAAGAUCAGAUUGUUGGAGGAAGGCCGAUCGCUUCCGGAGGUCAGAUUACCAGACGGGUCAACAGGAAAUGAGGUGGACACGCGUCGAGCCACUCCACCGCCGUACCUGCCACCAGUGCCAGGAGCCAGAGGGCCCCCAGGACCAACUGGACCUCCUGGGCCGGCUGGACGACCGGGGAUUGCAGGUCCUCCUGGUAGAACCGGGGACCGAGGAGCACCCGGUGAAAAGGGGGACAGAGGAGAGAGCGGCCGCCCCGGGCCUCCAGGUCUUCCUGGACCGCCAGGUCCUUCUGGGUCAGGUUCUUUUUCUCUACCCAUCCGGGGAGACGUUUUCCAACGAGAGGAGGACCUGGCUGAGCCUCCGGUCAGAGUCGGCCCUCCCGGUCCCGCUGGUCCCGUCGGCCCCUCGGGUUCCCCUGGAGAACGAGGACCCGCAGGGACACCUGGUCUCCCAGGACGGGACGGCAGGGAGGGUGUUCCAGGCAGACCCGGCCCAAAAGGAGAUCCAGGGGAAAGGGGGGCGCCAGGUUCCAAAGGAGAGCAGGGCCAACUUGGAGCGCCAGGCCCAAAAGGAGAACCAGGAGUGAGCUUGAAUGAGGGCGAAGCCGUGCAGCAGCUCCGAGAGGCCCUGAAGAUCCUGGCCGAGCGGGUUCUGAUCCUGGAGCACAUGAUUGGGAUUCACGAGAACUCUGAGGGAUCUGGAUUCAGCAGCGUUUUAGACCCGCUGGGUUUCUCCAGCCUGAAGACGAAGCGUCGCCAAGCCAGCCGAGCCCUCCGUCAGCCCGCAGGCGUCAACUGGAGGCAGAAACGGCUCCCUCUUUAACGUUAUUGUAUCAUUUUGCAUUUGUGUGAAUAAUUGUACGGGAAUAUUGGCAUUUUUAAAUUUUUUUUGUUAUGACUGGACAUGCGUAGCUGUUCUUUGUAUCUGUACUUGCCAGAUUUAUAGUUGUUUUUCUGCGACAUGAAUAAGUCUUGGUAUUAAAAGUUCUUUGUAGAAGAGAGAUGCUGAACAUUUCCUCCACACCAAAUGAUUUAUUGUUCUUUAUCACCCUGCUGCUGCUGCUGUCUUACAUAGAAGUAUGCCAUAAAUUACAAUGGAGGUUCUGGCAUCCUUCCUUCAUCAGAUAAAAGAGAGAUAAGUAAAUGUAUCUCCUUUCCUGGGUUUAGGUUGCAGGCCUUUGCAUUCUUCAACAAAGUCCAACAAAAACCCCAACUUUGUACAGAUCUAAAAAUCUUUGUUUUCCAUCGUCUCUUUUGUGUUAUAAAUUGUGUUAAUGCUGUUGGAGGCAGGAAAGGCUUCCAAGAACAUCAACGUGACAUAAACCGGAGCAAACAUCUGGAAGUCAGAGGAAAACUCGGCCCUCGACGCACCUGGAAGCUGAUGGAGCUGCAAACUUGACAGGGUUACAUUGACUUGUUGAAUAAACUGCCUCUGAGGUCUCCUUUUAAACCGGCGUGAUUGAUUGCGCGAUGUGUCUCACGAGUGAUCAAGAUAGGUUUUCUGAGUGAAGCCCCCACCACCACCGCGUCUGGAGCGAUCUGUGCUUCCUCCACUACAGAGUUCAGACGGUGAGGGGGGGGCGAAUCCUUCUGGGAGGGAAACAUGUUUUCCUCCGCCAGGAGUCGAGGAGAGGAUCGAUUUGGCUCUCGCCCGCUCGCUACAUACGAAGCGUUUCGCCGGAGUGGAGUGGGAACCGCGGAUCUGUCGAUGACGACAACGUUGAAAGCAGACCAAAACGUGCAAACUAUAAACAGAUGAGUGUGAAGAUUGUUUCCGUCAGAGUCCAGAUUCGGAGUUUGGUAUUUUAGUUAUUUGUAACUCUUAAGUUUUUACUGCUCUAUAAAAAGAGAACUACAUAACAAUAAAAUAAAUCAAAGCCCCUCUAACAAGAGACAUGCUUUUUAUUGGCCACUAUCAGCUGUUUAUAGACCUCAAAGUGUUCAAAUGAAACUCAGAAGGGCAGAAAUAACUGCUCUGGGUUGUUAUACCCUCACAUUUCAGAGAUGCAAGUCAAGCUGCUUUCCUGGAAGAGGUAAACAGUUGAUUCAGAAAUGACUCCGUUACCUGUUCUGGAAAGAAAAUCGAUUUGCAGUGAUUUUAUAAGGCAAUGAAGAUUGGCUUGUCCUUGGGCAAAGUCAUUAACUUGUUGUCAUUAUCAUUAUGAGGAUCGAACACGAGCCAAGAAUUUGUAGUGGUUUUGAUUUUGAUCCAUGUAUUCCUACUUGUGAAUGAGGCUGCCUUCCAGAAAUUGCUGUAAGACUUAUAAUAAAUGAAUAUUCUUCA